Musca vetustissima is the source of this 1191-nucleotide messenger RNA. Its product is annotated as phospholipid-transporting ATPase IF-like. Gene Ontology annotation, biological process: phospholipid translocation. The record is from RefSeq and is a predicted model, not a curated record. NCBI's taxonomy places the organism in Eukaryota, Metazoa, Arthropoda, Insecta, Diptera, Muscidae. Gene Ontology annotation, molecular function: ATP hydrolysis activity; ATP binding; ATPase-coupled intramembrane lipid carrier activity. Bases 1 to 1191 code for a protein of 396 amino acids. The transcript is spliced from 3 exons. Gene Ontology annotation, cellular component: plasma membrane; endoplasmic reticulum; trans-Golgi network.
AUGGAAACUGCACUCAAUAUUGGCAUAUCAUGUGGACACAUUAAACCCACUUCUUACAGCUAUACCAUCAGUAAUUGUCGAGACAGGGAAGCCAUUUCAUACCACCUGACAACGCUACAACUUGAAAUCGAAUUUAGAAAAAAUCAAGAGUGUUCCCUCCUCAUUGAUGGUGACAGCUUAGCUACGGCUUUAGCUGAGGCACCCAACGAAUUUCGCAUUGCUGCAAUUAAAUGUUCAGCCGUUUUAUGUUGUCGCCUAAGUCCAUUACAAAAAAGUCAAGUGGUUGCGUUAAUAAAAAAUGCUCCCGAACAAUAUAUUACCGCAGCCAUUGGUGAUGGUGCGAAUGAUGUUAGUAUGUUGCAGGAGGCACAUGUUGGUAUUGGUGUAAUGGGUAGGGAGGGACGUCAGGCAGCACAAUGUUCUGAUUUUGCUAUUGGCAAAUUUUCUAUGCUACAACGAUUGCUGCUCGUUCAUGGUCAUUAUCAGACACAACGUUUAUCAUUGCUGCUUUUGUAUUUCUUCUAUAAGAAUGUCUUCCUUAUGACCAUCAUUUUCCUGUUCCAAUUCUAUACGCUAUAUUCGACAACCGCUCCCUACGAUUCAUUGCCAAUGACAUUAUAUAAUAUUAUAUAUACCACGCUACCGAUAUUGUUUAUAUCGUUAACGGAAAAACCUUACAAGGAGGAGGAGUUAAUGAGAAAACCCGAACUCUAUCGUAAAAAUACCAAAAAUAAGCAACUACAAUGGCCAACAUUUUUAGAAUGGAUUUUCUUUGGUCUUUAUCAUUCGAUCAUAUGUUUCUAUUUUGCCUCGUGGAUAUUCUCUGGCAAUGAUGUUAUAUUGAAUGGUGGUCAAACUGCGGAUUUUGCCUGCUAUUGUGCCUUGCUGCUACACAUUGUUAUCAUUGUGGUUAAUUUGAAAAUAUGGUUGGAAUCUCAAUAUGUAACCUAUUGGUAUAUUGGUACAAUUAUUUUGUCGAUAUUGGCAUAUUUUCUUACAACGUUUCUGUAUAACUUUUGGAAUCAUCAUUAUGAUACCAAUAUCUAUGGAGCAUAUAAUAAACUUCUGGUCUCCAUACCAGUGUGGUUGUUUUGUGUUAUUACCACAGUGUCCUGUUUGCUGCCUGACUAUGUUGUUCGAGUGCUUAGGCAGACUUUUAAUUUUACACGUGAAAAUAAAAGUGUGUGCUAA